AUGCAGCAUAUAUAUUCUAACAAUAUGUGUCCAGAACUCAUAACUUGUUUCAACAUGAAGGAUCGAUUGGAGAGAUUCGUACUCCUGCCCUUUGCUGCAGGCUGCAUCUCGGAAUCCAGCAUUCCAGUUGUGAUGCACCAAUCUAAAAGAUCAAAGCAUGAAAAAGUUGAAGAGGGAAAAAAAGACAAGGAAGAGGGAUGUUUGGACAAUGAGAAAAGUUUAUCGGGUCAAAACUGGAAGACCUCCCUCCCAAAAUUCCAGAAGGCGUUCAAGAACUUGUCUCAGUUAUUUGUGUAUAAAGAUGAGCAGGAAGCAGAAACGGGGAUGGAAAUUGGAUUACCGACAGAUGUGAAGCAUGUGAGUCACAUAGGCCUUGAUGGCUGCACGAAUUCAAUCUUUUCAAUGGGCUGGGCUGAACAGGAGUUGAUCGAUCUCCAUUCUUUCCCUCUGUCAGAGCUCGAAUUUGCCAUCAAAGCGCAAGCUGAAACACCCAAGAUAACGAGUUUGCUAGAAACCAAAUGUCAUUCUAAUAAUAAUUCCAUUGCCCAAUGAGAGUGUUACACUGGUACACUGAAAUCUAAAUGUAUGCACCAGCAAAACAGCAUCUUAGUUUCUACCAAUUUUUUUACUUGUUGGCUGUAGUUAUGAUUUGUUGAGUGAAGCUAUUCAAUAGAUACAUAGGAGAGUUAUACAGAAAAAAAUGUAAGACAACUACUGAUGUUUGAUUUUAAUACAAAAGCAUAUAGAGAGAUA
Messenger RNA from Salvia splendens (bonfire salvia), 753 nucleotides. RefSeq names its product CRIB domain-containing protein RIC4. The record is from RefSeq and is a predicted model, not a curated record. Bases 1 to 552 code for a protein of 183 amino acids. Lineage: Eukaryota; Viridiplantae; Streptophyta; Magnoliopsida; Lamiales; Lamiaceae. The transcript is spliced from 3 exons.